CCAGUGGGCGGGGCUAUGGGGGGUGAGGCCCCGCCCACCGCGCGGGGCACGCCGGGAGUUGUAGUCCGGGCGGUGCCGCCGCCGCCAUGGCCCCCGCCGCUCUGGCGCUGGCCGUGGCCCUGCUGGGGGCCGCCCCCCCCGGCGCCGCCGCCGCCUGGGACCUGCGGGCGCUGCGCUGCGGCCUCUCCGCGGACUGCGAGUCUGGAGUGCGACCUGGCCCUCAGCCUGGUGGGGCAGCCCCUGGUGCGGCAGCAGCUGAUGAAGGGGCUGCAGCAGUUCCUGCACGGCCCGAGCCCCGCCAAGCCCCUGGUGCUGUCCUUCCACGGCUCCACGGGGACGGGCAAAACCUACGUCAGCUCCAUGCUCGUCCGCCACCUCUUCCAGGGCGGGCUGGGCAGCCCCUACGUCCACCACUUCUCCCCCAUCGUGCACUUCCCCCACGCCGAGCACAUCGAGCAGUACAAGGAGAACCUGAAGCGCUGGAUCCAGGGCAACUUGACGAGCUGCGGCCGGUCGGCCUUCCUUUUCGAUGAGAUGGACAAGAUGCACCCAGGCCUGAUCGACGUGAUCAUGCCCUUCCUGGGCCCCUCCUGGGUCGUGUAUGGCACCAACUACCGCAAAGCGAUCUUCAUCUUCAUCAGCAACGCAGGAGGGGAGCAGAUCAACGAGAUGACGCUGGAUCUGUGGCGGGCCCACAGGGACCGGGAGGAGAUCAGCCUGCAGGACGCGGAGUCAGCCAUCUCCAAGGCCGUGUUUGAAAACCCUCAGAGUGGGUUCUGGAAAUCUGGGAUCAUUAAUGAACAUCUCAUUGAUUUCGUCGUGCCCUUCCUCCCCCUGAAGCGCCACCACGUGAAGCAGUGCGUCGUCAACGAACUCAUCCAGCAGGGCCUGGAAGUACGUCAGGACGUGGUCCAGGAGGUGGCUGACAGCAUCCCCUACUUCCCAGAAGAAGAGAAAUUAUUUUCAUCAACAGGCUGCAAAACAGUGGCCUCUCGGAUCAGUUUUUUCUUCUAGCCACUGUCAGGGGCCUUGCUCGGCUCCACGGGGAACAAAUACGGAGCUGUGGAGCUGCAGAGCCCAGGGCUGGCAGGAUGAGGCCCAGGUAGCACAAGUGCCCUCCUGCUGAUCUCCUCUCUCCAGCCCCAAGGAUGCCACUGCAGGAUGCAGCUGCGGGAGCCAGUGCAAGUGAUGUGAUUUAAAGCACUUUAUGGAUUUAUCCUAUGCCAGGUGAGGGUGGAUACGACCAGCCUGGUGCACCGCCCAAACAUCUGUGAUGAAAAGGGGAAGAUGCCAAGAGGGACCACAGCGUCAGGGAGGUUUCUCACCCUGCCGGCAGCACCAAUCUGCAGCUCUCCCCUCUUCUGGCAGCUACUGAUCCACUGCAUCAAGAUUCUGAGCCCCAAAAAUAUUUUUUUAAUACAGCAUUUUAGCUUUUUUUCUUUUAACUUUUUAAGCAUGGCAGUACCUCAGUUCCUUGGUACAAUGUGACAGCGUUGGCAUUGACUUCUGCACCGCCGGCUGGUGAACACCUUCAACAUUGCAGCAAAGUUUUCUUCUCAAGGGAUUUUUAGAGCCAACUUCUUUCCAGUUUCCUUUCACUGUGAAUAGGUGCUGGUAGGGACCAGCUUCACCAUCAAGAAGCAUGGGGUCAUAAUGAGGGAAAAGUCAAUGCCCAACCCACCAAGAGCCCAGCUCUUCCUUGUCUCCCCGUCCAUCUUUCCCCUGAGGUCCUGCAGCAAACCAGGAAAACAAAACAAAACACCAGACCUCACCGUUGUUUUACUAGCUACAAAAAAAAAAAAAGUUUGUGCCUACCUCCAGGGGAGACUGUGGUGCUACAAAUGGUUUUUAAAAUUCCUUUUAUUCAAUAUUGAUUUCUACAGCAGACUGAGGAGUAGGUGCUAUCAGCUGCUGAGCCUCUUUUACGUCUUUCUACUGGUCAGACCUCGCAAACUUUGGCUGGGCCAGCUCUGCUGAGCUUCCUGGGGGCGCCACUUACGUGGGAACCUGAGGACAAGCGAGAGAAGAGCGGCACUCCGAGCUGUCAGGCAUGGGGUGCGUGGCACUGCUGGCCUUUGUCCUGUGUUAAUCUCUGCAGUUACUGGAGCACAGGUCAGAGGAACCAGAACCAUUCAGUCUCUGGGAACAAAAUUCUCAAGGGGUGGGUGAACAGGGACGUUCUGAUGCUCCCCUCAGGCCCUGUGCUGAAACUGCCAGUGCUUGGGACCAUUCCAGCCUGCCUCCAGAGCCACAGCUUGUGGGACAGCGACUGCAGGCACCACCCAGCUGUGGCCUGGGAGCUGGCCCACAGACAGGCUCAAACAUCCUGCCUCUUUCAGAAACGUUAGAGGUUUCUAAUUUUAAAAUAAAUCUUUUAUGAAAUAAA
Molecule: messenger RNA, 2386 nt
Organism: Anas platyrhynchos (mallard)
Lineage: Eukaryota; Metazoa; Chordata; Aves; Anseriformes; Anatidae
Source: RefSeq, a predicted model, not a curated record